Molecule: messenger RNA, 534 nt
Organism: Durusdinium trenchii
Lineage: Eukaryota; Dinophyceae; Suessiales; Symbiodiniaceae
Source: the annotation of a GenBank genome assembly
AUGCUUUGUGUUGGUCCAUUCGGUGGUCAACUGUCAUGGGGAUUCUCGACUCGAAAAAAAACGCGGAAGUCACUUGUGUCGAGGCAGAUCUCAUCGCGCGAGUUUGGAGUCCAUUAUGAGACCGAGAAGCAGCGAGUGCUGCGGCGCGAGGCGGAACUUCACGGCUUGAUGUUGGAGCGCGAUGCUUGGCCUCCCAAUCAACAUGCGCCUUUGCAUCUGACUCCCAGAGAUACACGCUGCAAUACCACUUUGAAGACCAGAGACACCAAGCUCAAGCCCGUGGUGGACACCAUCGGGGAGUAUUGGGUGAGUGAAAUCCGCUUGCCCUAUUCCCCUGGCUACCCCGAGCUACGUCCCAAGCCCAACACCACGGGGCUCGGGACACCACGGGAAGCCUUCUGCGCAGUGAAGCAGGGGCGAUUUUUAGUGCAGCUUGGCGAAAUGCAGACCGAAACAGUGGCAAGAUAUGGCAAGGGUGAUCAUACACACCCUUUUCACUGCGCUCCCAAGGGUAAAUCGUUGGUUUUGUGUUGA